Molecule: messenger RNA, 2614 nt
Organism: Sardina pilchardus (European sardine)
Lineage: Eukaryota; Metazoa; Chordata; Actinopteri; Clupeiformes; Clupeidae
Gene: bmp5
Product: bone morphogenetic protein 5
Exons: 7
Coding region: 360-1724 (454 amino acids)
Cellular component (GO): extracellular region
Molecular function (GO): growth factor activity; cytokine activity
Source: RefSeq, a predicted model, not a curated record
GUGUAGGCCAUAGUCCAAGAAGAGGAUUUCUCAUCAUACUGAAGGCUUAAAACAGUUUAAAUCCGAACCACUAAGUGAUGUGCUGUAACUUAGGCAAACUUGUUGAGGGAAAAGAUGGGAUCUUGGAGUCAGGGGACAGCAACUCUGUGCUAGACUUCGACAUUCUACAGGUGAUCUGAGGCGUUACUGGAAACAGACGAAAAACGGCAUAGUCUUGGAGAAACCUGUUUCAUUUGGAAUGUGAGGACUUGACCUUCUCUUUUUAUUUGAAGGGGGAUUCUGAAAGUUGUAACUUAUGGUUCUUAUGCUGUCAUGGAAGUCGGCAACAUAUUAUAGAUUUAUUUUUAGCACGAAUAAAAAUGAAAGCGUUGGCACAAUUUGACCAGGCCACAUUUGGACUACUGUGGAGUUUCCUUGGUUUUCUUCAGUGCGUGUACUGUGGUUUGGGAGACAACCAUGUACAUUCCAGUUUCAUUUACAGAAGAUUGCGUAACCAUGAAAGAAGAGAGAUUCAAAGAGAAAUUCUCUCGAUUUUGGGUUUGCCACAUCGUCCAAGGCCCUUUUCUCCAGGAAAACAAGCAUCAUCAGCUCCCCUGUUCAUGCUUGACUUGUAUAAUGCCAUGGCGACUGAGGAGGAAGACGGAAUACUUGAGGGCACAGGCAAAGGUUUCACUGGGAAAGUCCAUGGAAACUCACGCAAAGGAUACUACAGCUCUCCACAUGGAUAUACUCGCGCAGCUCAGUCAUACCGCGCGGCCCCCCUCACGAGCCCAAGUCCGCCUCUAGCAACUUCUCACGACACUAGUUUUCUGAACGACGCCGAUAUGGUCAUGAGUUUCGUUAAUUUAGUGGAGAGGGACAAGGACUUCUCUCACCAGAGGAGACACUUUAAGGAGUUCCGCUUUGACCUCACUCAGAUUCCUGAUGGAGAAGCUGUAACGGCCGCCGAAUUCCGCAUCUACAAAGAUCACAGCCAUGUUCGCUAUGAGAACAUCACCCUCAAGGUCUCUAUAUACCAAGUCAUCAAGGAAUACCCAAACAAAGAUGCAGAGACCUUCUUGCUUGAUUUUAAGAAAGUCAAAGCCUCAGAUGGUGGGUGGCUGGUCUUUGAUAUCACAGCCACAAGCAACCAUUGGGUGCUAAAUCCCCAACAGAACAUGGGGCUUCAGCUCUGUGUGGAGACGUUGGAUGGAAGAAGCAUCAACAUGAAGUCGGCAGGCAUCAUUGGUAGAAGCGGUCCGCAAUCCAAACAGCCUUUUCUUGUGGCGUUUUUCAAAGCCAGCGAGGUGUUGCUUCGCUCUGUAAGAGCCGCUGGAGGCAAGAGGAAGAAUAAUAACAGGAAUAAAACACGGUCACAACAGAAAUCCUCACAAGCGCCCAAAAAUGAUCAAAACACCAGCGAACAGAAGCAAGCCUGCAAGAAACAUGAGCUCUAUGUCAGUUUCAGAGACCUUGGAUGGCAGGACUGGAUUAUCGCGCCAGAGGGAUAUGCCGCUUUUUACUGUGACGGCGAGUGCUCGUUUCCACUGAACGCGCACAUGAACGCUACCAACCACGCCAUUGUACAAACCCUGGUCCACCUGAUGUUUCCUGAUAAUGUGCCAAAACCAUGCUGUGCACCUACUAAGCUCAAUGCCAUAUCAGUGCUGUACUUUGACGACAACUCAAACGUCAUUUUGAAGAAGUACAGGAACAUGGUGGUCAGAUCGUGUGGAUGCCACUGAAGAUGUUCAUGUUCUUGAUGAUGUUUAUUUCCAGUCCAUUACAAGUGGAGAGACAUAUCAAACUAAAUUUGUGGUAUGGUGUACAGUAUUAUGUAUAUUAUGUUCUCAAUUGUGCUUAUUUAUUAUCAAUUAUUUUGUGAUAAUGGUUUUACUGUAAAAUAUAUAUUUUAGAGAUUCAAAUAAAAGCUCUUGUUAAUCUGUUGGUAUAUUAUCCACCCUACAACAACAACAAAAAUGGUAUUUUAGACAAUUACGGAUACUGAGACUCACUGUACGCUAUAAUUUUAGACGGACCGAAGUUAAGUGGUGUGUUGGAGUACUCUGUUCAUCUGUGGGUGAGAGGAAAAAAGACUCAAGGCUAUAGUUAACAUUUAGCUGAAGAUGCAGCAUAGCAGAGGCAGGCAGGACUGCAUACCCUAUGCAUAUUUUCCUUGAUAGAUCCCAAAGCUGUACAUGUGAAUUGAGCGCUAAUAUUGAAAUGCUCCCUGAGCAGUGUUAUCUCGGUGUCCAUAGAUCUCUGAUACUGUCUUCACCGACCCUCGUCAUGGGCCCCUCUGUGGAAUGUCAGCUGGUAAUGUUUGUCCUCAACAUCCCCUCCCCAAAAACCACAGCAUUGGGCCAUUCAACUUUGAUUUUAUUUGGAGAGAUUGUGUUAAACAGGAAGGCCUUGUCUACCUGCUGGAACUGAGGUACUGCGUGUGGAAAGCACACCGGCAGUACAUAAAACUGGCAGGACUCUACUUUUGGGGCCAAACAACCAGAGUGAUUUGAUGCACCACCCCUCCCAUGGAAGCGUCGCCGGAGCAGCGUUGCUUGUGUAAUCGUUUAUAGUGGGAGAUGCAUACAGAAUGCACCUUGAAAGUAUUUCUGGUGCUUGUGCACGGAGAGAA